Messenger RNA from Meloidogyne enterolobii, 1573 nucleotides. Lineage: Eukaryota; Metazoa; Nematoda; Chromadorea; Rhabditida; Meloidogynidae. The record is from the annotation of a GenBank genome assembly.
AUGGAAUUAUUUAAACUACUUUGCUAUUAUAAUGAAGAAAAUAUGCCUCUUGAUGAAAUUGAAUGGGCUGCUACAAGAAUUUAUUUUGCAGAAGAGGAAGUAAGAAAUAAUGAAUGGAAAGGGUUAAAGGAGGACAUUCCUUGUUUGGCUGAACAACUCUUCAAUAAAUUACCAAAAACGGAAGAAACUUAUUCCUAUUUAAUUUGUGGUCUAUGCAAAUUUCCGACUAUUUAUUCUCUUACGCAAGCUAAAAUUCUUUAUAAGGAAAUGAUUUCUGUUGGUUUCACCCCUUUUGAAGAUGUUUUUAAUUUAAUGAUUAAAAAUGAAAUAACAUUGGAUGAAAAUACAAAAUUUGAUUUAAAAUUUUGGUUACAAGAAAUGUCAAAAUUUAAUGUUCGUCCAUCUGUUACAACUUUUAAUUAUAUUUUUCAAAAUUUGGCAAAGAAUACAAAUUUAGAAAAAGAUUUAACAAAUAUGGCUUCAUCAGAUACUUACUUUAUUGAUACUAAAAAAGAUCCUUCAAAAGAUGAAGCAUUAAAUUUAUGGAAAUCUGCAAAAAUGUUUAUUAAUGAAAUGAAAGCUUUAAAUAUAGAACCUAGUUUAUUUAUUUAUGCAAAAAUUUUGGAACUUUCUCCUGAUGAUAUUAAUUAUCGAAUAGCUUUGUUAAACGAAAUUUUAACAAAUUUGGAAGAAAAAUUAUUUAACGGAAAAGAAAUUAAAAACACAAAUUUUGAUGAUCAAACAUUUUUUCUCAAUUCAAUGUCAAUUGCCUCAACUGGACAAAGUGAAAGUUUGUUGGAUAGAACUUUGGAAAUUUAUAAUAAUAGAAAUAAUCGAGUUAAAAUUGUUAAUGCUAGGGAUGAAAUUAGAUUUUUUGAAAAUUAUUUGAUCGCAAAAUUGUGUUGCCUUUCUUUAAACAAUUUCUUUUUGGUCUACAAAAAAUUUGUCCCAAACAUUAUACCACUUACAGCAAUUAUUUUUGGAGCUAUAAAUAAUCAAAUUAAUAAAAGGAAACCCGAUGAAUUUUGUUGGCCUUUACUCAAAAGAUUGACAGAAAAUUUUAUGAAUUCUCGUUGUGCUUAUAUGGAUAAAUUUGGUGUUUUUAUGAUUGAACAGUUACGUGAAGUGAGGCCAAAUCAACAUUUAUCAAUCGAAGAAGCAAAAGAAUAUUUUAAAUUAUGUGAAGGAUUAAUUAACGUAAUUGAAGAAAUCGAUGCUCGACGUGAAUAUAUGGAACAAAAAAGAAGGAAAGAAGAAGGAAUUUUGGUAGAAGAGGAAGAAUUAAAUAUAGCUGCUGUAAAAGAAGAAAAUAUUAAAAAUGAAUUAGUUGAAGAAAAUGUUUUGAGUAAUGAAUUUUAUGUUGAAGAUAAAAGAUUAUUUUAGAUGGAAGAAGAUUAUUUGUUUUUAUUUUAAUCAGACUUCAUUGUUUGAUACACCUUAAUAAUGACCUCGAUUUAAGAUAGGUAUAUGUGUAUUUUUUAAAGUUUGGUGGUUGGAUACUCGAGGGAGGAUGGAGGAAGUAUGUGUAUGUAGCAGGGAACAAGCCGUCCUGAUUCCCGAAAAUCGGGAAUUC